GUAAACAUGGGUGGAGAGUUGAGUUAUCUCAUAAAGGCACAGGUAGUGGUCGAGGUGUUAGUGGCCGUGGCCGUGACCGUCAUGGUGGUUCUGAUCUGAAGUGUUAUGAAUGUGGUGAGCCAGGCCACUUUGCUCGUGAGUGCCGCAUGAGAAUUGGUCCUGGAGGACGAGGGAACGGGAGCCGCAGAAGCCCAAGUCCCAGGUUUCGCAGAAGUCCAAGUUAUGGUCGAAGGAGCUACAGCCCACGUGAUCGGUCUCCUAGACGCCGUAGCUUGUCACCUCGCCGCGGUCGGAGUUACAGCAGGUCACCUCCAUAUCCCUAUGGCAACGGUGCUGGUAAUGGGAGACAACUGAGCAGGAGCAGGAGCAGGAGCAGGAGUUAAGUAUCCCAGCUGGAGUCAUUAUCUAGUUUCCCAUAUUCUCUUUUGAGUUCUGUCCCUGGUUAAACUAUUUGGUAGCAUUUGGUUUGGAAAGAGACUUGCUCUUAACCAUGUUGCUUUUUAUAGACAAGAUAUUUUCAUCAUUUUAUGUCUUGGUGUUAACCUUUAAUGUUAAGAUAUAUAGGCUAUAUCUUGGAGUAUUAAACAUUUGAAGACUUAUAAUAAGCACUAAAAAUGUUACUUUUGUUUAUUUUUUGUUGGUUGAGGAGGCUUCGUCCUGCUUCAACAAAUGCUGCUCUUACAUUUGGUCACUUCCAUGCUCGCCAUCUUCGUUAUGACUUUUCUUCCUCGAAUUCAUCAGUCGAGAACUGUUAAUGCAACCCUUCUAUUUAGUGAGGAUCUACACCAAAUCGGACAGAGAAGAUCUGCUACCAAUCUGUUAAUGCACCCAAACGCAUCUGACAUACAAAUUUCUUCCUUUCUCCUAAUUUUCUUGUGUAAGUGGGGUACCCUCACCAAACUUGCUUCCUUUCUCUAGUUAAGAGAGGAUCUGCUCCUACUGAGUCCAUCAGGUAAAGCUCCCAAUUCCAUAAUCUGAAGCUAUUAGGCAGUAUCAAAAUGUUAAAGCUAAUAGAAUUGCAGGAGUUUUGGUUUUUCAUGUGGUUUCUUCUCCUCACUGUGAAAUAUUUGUUGCAAAAGGAAGCUGGUCCUCCUCUUGCUAUUCGAUACUGAGAUCGCUGCUAUGAUUUCUGCACCUUUCUACAAUGCUACACAUCGAAGGUAGUGCUAACUUGUUGUCUGCCAUUGGUAUAUUGUUGAGGCAUUUCCUAGAAAGCGUUUGCUGCUAGAUUCUGAAUCAGGUCUCUAGAAUAGAUUUUGGUUGAAGUCAUAACAAACAAUUUUUUGCCACUUUUUUUAUGCUUUCAAAAAAGAUUUGUACUAAAAAAUUAUUGUAGAAAAUGGUAAAAAAAAAUUAUCCCAAAUGAAACUUAACUGUUCUAAUGUUAGAUUGUA
Messenger RNA from Dendrobium catenatum, 1394 nucleotides. Its product is annotated as serine/arginine-rich splicing factor RSZ21. The record is from RefSeq and is a predicted model, not a curated record. Gene Ontology annotation, molecular function: RNA binding; zinc ion binding. Gene Ontology annotation, biological process: mRNA splicing, via spliceosome. Lineage: Eukaryota; Viridiplantae; Streptophyta; Magnoliopsida; Asparagales; Orchidaceae. Gene Ontology annotation, cellular component: nuclear speck.